This is a messenger RNA of Engraulis encrasicolus (European anchovy), 3541 nucleotides long. It is a transcript of the gene tlr7, whose product is annotated as toll-like receptor 7. Gene Ontology annotation, cellular component: plasma membrane. The coding region runs from base 104 to 3283 and encodes 1059 amino acids. NCBI's taxonomy places the organism in Eukaryota, Metazoa, Chordata, Actinopteri, Clupeiformes, Engraulidae. Gene Ontology annotation, molecular function: protein binding; pattern recognition receptor activity. Gene Ontology annotation, biological process: canonical NF-kappaB signal transduction; positive regulation of interleukin-6 production; toll-like receptor signaling pathway. The record is from RefSeq and is a predicted model, not a curated record. The transcript is spliced from 3 exons.
ACCAGCUCCUGAGUCUCUUUGGGGACCUGUACUUGGCCUGUACUGUACUGUAGAUCACAUGUACUGAGUAUAGCUGGAAUUAUUGUAUUGCUUGCUGACAGAGAUGGCUGUAAUCCAGGCACAUGGACCAGGGGUGCAGACCCUCCUCAGCCUAACUCUGCUCCUCUUGCCUGCGUUAGUGGCUUCCCUGUGGUACCCUAAAAGUCUGCCGUGUGAAGUCACCGUGCUGAGCAACGGGAGCGAAGUGAGUGUGAACUGCACUCAGGUGGGCCUUGGAUACGUCCCCUACGGCAUCCCGGCAAACACCACCAACUUGACCCUCACCAUCAACCAAAUCCGUCACAUUAACUCCAGCUCCUUCAAGGCACUGAAAAACAUCACUGAGAUCGAUAUGCGUUGCAACUGUGUACCGGUUAAAGUUGGCCCAAAGGACCACGUGUGCAAUCAGAGUGUGACUAUUGACGACUGGAGUUUUUCAAAGCUGAAGACUUUAAAAUCUCUCUAUUUGGAUGGAAACCAACUGACGACUAUACCAAAGGGCCUCCCUAAGAACCUUGUUCUGCUUAGUUUGGAGGUAAACAAUAUAUUUAAGAUCAUGAAAGCAAACCUGACAGAUAUAGAGAAACAUAUAGAGAAACUCUACUUAGGUCAAAACUGUUACUUCAGAAAUCCUUGCAAUACAACAUAUGAGGUGGAAGAUGAUGCCUUUCUGCUUGAGCGGUUGACGUUGCUAUCCCUAAAGGCAAACAAUCUGUCCUAUAUACCCCAAAGACUGCCUGCUAGUCUUAAGGAGCUGUAUCUCUACAACAACAACAUCCACAGAGUGAGCGUGGAAGACUUCCAGAACUUGACCAAUCUGGAGACGCUGGACUUAAGUGGGAACUGUCCUCGCUGUUACAACGCUCCUUUCCCCUGCGUGCCAUGCGCCAACAACGAUCCUCUCGACAUCGAUGACAAAGCCUUUGAAAACCUCAGGAAGCUACAAAUCUUGCGUCUUCACAGCAAUUCCCUCAAACGAGUUAAACAGCAAUGGUUUAGGAGCUGCACGAACCUUAAAGUACUGGACUUGUCAAGUAACUUUUUGGCUCAGGAAAUUGUAGUCGCUGACUUUCCUGCCUCCUUGCCUAACCUUGAGGAGCUGGACUUGUCUUUUAACUAUGAGCUACAGAAAUACCCGGCCUCCCUUAACCUCAAUAAAUCAUUCUCUUUGUUGAAAUCUCUUCAGAUUCUUCGAAUCCGGGGAUUAGUGUUCCAAGAGCUGAAGAAAGAAGAUAUCGAUCCUCUGGUGUCCCUUAAACACCUUAGAAUGAUAGACCUCGGCUUCAAUUUCAUUAAGAUUACUGACCUCAGCAUUCUGUCUAUACUUAAACAGGUUGCUAUCAUCAAUUUGUCAGAGAACAAAAUCUCAUCCCCCACUGAAAAUGAUUUGUCAUCCUAUGGUUCAGUGAGACACCCUUUGUAUGAAAACCCCAUGUUGCACAAUGCCCAGUUCUAUAAUAGGGAAGUGAGAGAGAUCCACUAUUUCAGAUAUGACGAAUUUGCGCGCAGCUGCAAAUACAAGGACAAGGAACUCGGAGUGGUGAGCCAACUCAAUACAGAGUGCACUCAACGCGGUAAGACCUUGGACAUCAGCAGAAAUAACAUAUUCUUUCUUCACUCAAAAUUUUUGAAUCUGGGCAAACUGAAGUGUCUCAAUCUGUCAGGUAAUGCUAUGAGUCAAAGUUUAAAUGGAUCCGAGUUUGAGAAUCUCAAAGACUCUCUUGAAUACCUUGACUUUUCAUCCAACCGCUUGGAUACAAUGUAUUCAUCAGCCUUUGGAGAACUGACCAACCUGGUUGUUCUUGACAUUAGCUACAACAAUCAUUACUUUGAAGCUGAGGGUUUAACACACAUGCUUAACUUCACAAGCAACCUGCGAAAGCUGCGAAAGUUGAUUAUGAACUACAAUCAGAUUUCAACAUCCACCAACACUGAAAUUGAAAGCCUAACCCUUGAGCACCUGGAGUUCAAGGGCAAUCGCCUUGAUAUGCUCUGGAGAGAUGGAGAUACACGAUACAUAAAUUACUUCAGCAAACUGGUGGGAUUAAAAAAACUUUACAUUUCUGAGAAUAAUCUCAACUUCAUCCCAGAUAUUUUUCAAAGAGGCCCGGAUGAUCUCACGGAACUGCACAUAGACAAGAACAAGCUCAAAAUCUUUCCCUGGGAUAAACUUGUGCAUCUUCCAAAAUUAGAAGUGUUGGAUCUCAGCGAAAACCUUCUAACAGAGCUCCCAGAAAAACUUUCCAGCUAUGCAGUAUCUCUCAGAGAGCUAGUACUGAGCAAGAACCACAUUUCCCAAAUUACCCCGACAUUUCUAGCCAAGAUAACCUCCCUCAGAGUCCUUGAUCUAAGUUAUAAUGACAUUCAGCACAUUGAACAGUCAAGCUUUCCGGAAGAUACAAUCGAGAAGCUUGACACUUUGUAUCUCGACAACAACAAAUUCCUGUGCACUUGCCGCUCCAUUUGGUUCGUCAUGUGGCUUAACCGUACCACCGUGCGAAUCCCCAGGAUAGCCACCGAAGUCAAAUGUGCCGCCCCAGGUGAGCAGGAGGGCAAAAGCGUUAUCUCCCUCUACCUUCCAGCCUGCCAACAGAACUAUCUAUCCAUUAUCCUUUACAUACUGCUGACAUCUCUGACACUGUGCUUCACCGCACUGUCAGUCUCCAGCCACCUCUUCCUCUGGGACGUGUGGUACAUCUACCAUUUCGUCGCGGCAAAGUUAAAAGGCUACAAGCGCAUGGACUCCGACUCCGACGGCAACUUCUACGACGCCUUCAUCGUCUACGACAAGAAGGACCCGGCGGUGUCCGACUGGGUGAUGCAGGAGCUGCGCGUCCACCUGGAGGAGGAGGAGGUGCCGUCCUUGCACCUGUGCCUGGAGGAGCGGGACUGGAUCCCCGGCUGGCCACUCAUCGACAACCUCUCGCAGAGUAUCCAGCAGAGCAAGAGGACCGUCUUCAUCCUGAACAACAGGUACAUGAGGAGCGGCGACUUCAAAACAGCCUUUUACCUGGCGCACCAGAGGCUCAUGGACGAGAAGAACGACGUGAUCGUUUUGAUUUUUCUGGAGAAGAUUGCCUGCAAUUCGAAAUACCUUCGACUUAGGAAGAGGCUGUACAAGAGGUCUGUGUUGGAAUGGCCAUCGAAUCCGCAAGCGCAACAGUACUUCUGGCACUGUUUGAGAAGUGUUAUGUUGACCGACAGUCAGACACAUUACAGCAAACUUUUCCAAGAAACUCUGUAGUUAACGUACUGCCACUGUAUUGCCUACUGUAUUUGUGAGGAGAAUUACAAUACUGUACAUUAUUUUCGUAAACAUACUUAUGUACAUAAUAAUCAUGUAGAUUUUCUUAUCAACUCCACAAGUAAUUGCAAAAACAUAGGCUUUGGUAUGUUUGCAUUUACUAGGAGUUAAGAGAUAGUUACUGUAUGAGUUACUGUUCGCUACUGAGUUAGGACAAUAUCUAGAAUUGUUAUGCCUUUCAUUAUACCUCACAAAUAC